Molecule: messenger RNA, 612 nt
Organism: Kickxella alabastrina
Lineage: Eukaryota; Fungi; Kickxellomycota; Kickxellomycetes; Kickxellales; Kickxellaceae
Product: thiamine pyrophosphokinase
Exons: 1
Biological process (GO): thiamine diphosphate biosynthetic process; thiamine metabolic process
Molecular function (GO): thiamine binding; ATP binding; thiamine diphosphokinase activity
Source: RefSeq, a predicted model, not a curated record
AUAUUCGAGCCACUCUGGCGCCGCGCCCAGCACCGCUUCUGCAUCGACGGCGGCGCCAACCAGCUCCACGCACUCCCCGACUCCUCCCUCCUGCCCCCGCCAACCGCCAUCAUCGGCGAUCUCGACUCCAUCAUGCCCUCAGUGCAAUCCCACUACGAACAAAUGGGAACCCUAGUCCAGCAUUACUCCGACCAAGACACCACCGACUUGAUGAAGGCCCUUUAUUACCUGGAUACCGUUACGGGACCCCGGAAACCCACAGUGGUGGUGUUUGGUGGCCUGAGUGGUAGGCUGGAUCAUGUUCUGAGCACGUUGAAGGUCUUGUUUCGGGAGAAAGAUAGAGACAUGAUUGUGGUGUCGGAGGAGAACCUGACCAUAUGUUUGCCGGAGGGAAAGCACCGGGUGUUGGUGUCGGGGAUGGAUGGCCCGGCGUGCGGCCUGCUGCCGUUGGAGGCCGAGGCUGUGCUGACCACGAGGGGCCUGAAAUGGGACCUACAAGAGCAGCCAUCCUCGUUUGCCGGUCUGCUGAGUACCUCCAAUGUCAUCACUGCCAAAGACGAAAUUUAUGUGGAAACAACACAGCCCGUGGUCUGGACAUGCCAGCUGACAUCC